CCCUGUGCGACGCUCUCCUUCGUUCCCUCUGCAACGAAGAGAGUAUUCUCCUCUCUUUUUCCCUCCAGCAUGUCGUCGCCAGACGGGCCCAGCACCAUCAGAGUUUUUGUCCGCUGGCACGAUCAAACUGUCUUCGCCGGCGAGGAGGUCAAGUGUACCAUCACCUUCAAGAACGUCGCGCCACCACCCACGACUUCGUCCUCCUCCAACUCCACCCCGCCUUCCAGCUUUACCACCAGCAGCCACCUCUCUCGCCAGCAACAGCUCCAACAGCAGCGGCUGAACAUCAACAGCCACAGACUUCCGAGUCCUCUGCUCGCAUCCCAGAACCGCCAGCCCAAGACCCCGACUCAGUCCUCUGGCCUUGCGCCGCCACCCCGGCAAUCCCGUGGACACCGACACAGCCACUCCGUUGGGGGGAUCCCGCCCUCGCCCUCACGAGCUAGGUCCGGCUCCGGAACCUGGCCUGCGCCAGCACCCGGCGAAGAAAGCCCAGGGCAGCGCGGCAGCCCUCAUAGACGGUCCAUCUCGAUCGUUUCGCUCGGCUCCCCGACCCCAGACUUACAGGGCCAUGGCGCUAGCGGGACCUUCAAGUCGCCGCCGCGGCCGCAUAGAGGUCACAGCCGCGCAUCGAGUCUGCAUAUAACGUCUCGUGCGUCCGCUCCGACCGGAGCUCGAUCAGCAUCACAUCCACAUCGACCACCCUUCAACGCUCAACCCUCACCUCUUUACAAUGCCUCUUUUCCUCCAUCGGGCUCCUCCACGGCGCUCAACACACCCGGGCUUGGAAUCACCACUACAGGGGCCUCGCCUCAAAUGGCAGCAGAUACUCUUGCUAGUUUUCAAUUUCCCAUGAAAAACACUACAGAACUCCAGGCUUUAGGGAGUCCUCUCAUUAGUGUCAAUGAACCACCGCCGGGCGCUACUGAAGCGCCCCCUGAUGGCACAACUACAGACGCGAAUUUACCGCCAAGCAGGAACGAUAACUCCAUACCUACGAUCAACGAAAACAACGUAGCCCCUGCAGCCAGGGUGCUGUCCACGACGAGUAUCUCAGGCACGCCUCGCAGCAGUACGGAAUUCUACUCCGUGAGCAACAACUCGACCGAGACACUAGCGUCGGAAUACGUGAUACCUCAACCGGGCAGGACGGCUGGAGGAAGGCCACUACAUUUACGACAAAGAUCACAUAUGUCGGGGCCGAAGCCUCGAGCGGCACCCGAGGCUUUGAUGAUGGGAUAUGCACAGAUCCAGGGUUCCUUUACGCUGGACGGGUCGCUUGUGAACUUGGCGCCCUUCGAGCUGGUAAAACGCAAGGCAGUGGUGGGUGGGCAAGGCGGUGGCGUCAUCGGCUUGGAAACCCAAAACAAGCGAGAGAGUGGCCUGCUGCGAAGUUUCGGCUGGGGUAGCUUGACCAGUUCGAUCGGCGAGCUGUUGGGCAGCGGCGAGCUGAGCACCAUCAAGGAGAUGCGAGGCAUAGCGGACUCCAAGUCAGUUCCGCUGCUGUCCACCCCUCAGUCCAUCCUCUUUGUGGAUCUGAAGCUGGCACCUGGAGAGAGCAAAUCAUUUGAGUAUAUCUACAGAUUACCCAAGGGACUGCCUCCUACACACAAGGGCAGGGCUAUGAAAAUCUCGUAUGGCCUCGUCAUUGGUACCCAGAGGCCUGGCAGUGCCAAGGAUCAUCAGAUGAAGUCUGUCGAAGUGCCGUUCCGCGUCCUCGGCAGCGUUAACAACCACGGAGAGAUCUUGGGUCAUGACUUGAUGAACCCUUAUGUACUUCUCAAAGACCUUGCUCAAGUGCAGAGUCUGGACGAUUCAAAGAACCGUUUAUCCGAGAACAACAGUAGUCGGAAGGGUACCUCCCCUGGACCGACCUCUGGCUCUACGAUGCAAAGCUUCCUCACAUAUGUGGAUGAAUUACUAAAUCGCCCAAGCCAAGGGACUGGGAUGGACGCCCUGUUAUCACCCACGGCAGUACCUGGAUCACGACGGCUGUCGUCGGUUUCUUAUUUUGAAGAUGGGGUAUUGACAGCCAAGGAGGCCAUAGACAUGGCCAUCCUGCGUAGCAAUUUGACUGGAGCGGGCCAACAGAGCACGAACAGGUUUGAGAUUGCACGCAACGGGCGCAAGGUCGGAGUCGUAACUCUAGCGCGGCCCUCCUAUAGGAUCGGAGAGCCCGUCGCCAUGACAGUUGACUUUUCCAACAGAGAGCUGCCUUGCUACGCCUUGCACGCGGCCCUCGAGACGGCAGAGCGCGUAGAUCCGUCACUUGCGCUUCGAUCGGAAGCCAGCGUGCAUCGUGUCACGAGACGAGUAUACGCGACCUCGUCCGAAGCAGCAAUGUUUGCCCGCCGAGUGGUGUUCGCACCUACGAUACCCAUCUCGGCCACGCCCGAGUUUGUCACCAGCGGCGUCAGUCUCGAGUGGAGGAUCCGCCUUGAGUUUGUGGUCCCAUCUGCCGCUGUAACAAACUCUCAAACACCCCAAACUCCUACCUUUUCUCACCAAGGACAGAACGGGGGCGGAUUCGACGAGGAAGACGAAGAUGAUGGAGAGGGAAGCGACACAGGCAGCAGGAUGACGGAACGGGAGGCCGUCCCCAGCGGAUCCUCGUCGGCUCGUUUGCUACAGCAACAACAACAACAACAACAACAGCAGCAGCAGCAGCCGAAACAGACACACCCUCUACUGGAAGAAGUCUCACGUGAUGAGCGUGGUGGUCUUGUACUGGUCGCGGCCGAGACGUUGCCGUGCGAGAGUUUUGAAGUUGCCGUCCCAUUACGUGUCUACGGCGCCGUGUGCAACGGGCUGGAGAGGCUGGAGAGAGACGAAGCUGAAGGAGGAAUGCCUAUAUGA
Messenger RNA from Pyricularia grisea, 2856 nucleotides. RefSeq lists its product as uncharacterized. Bases 70 to 2856 code for a protein of 928 amino acids. The transcript is spliced from 2 exons. The record is from RefSeq and is a predicted model, not a curated record. Gene Ontology annotation, biological process: retrograde transport, endosome to Golgi. Lineage: Eukaryota; Fungi; Ascomycota; Sordariomycetes; Magnaporthales; Pyriculariaceae. Gene Ontology annotation, cellular component: Golgi membrane; Ric1-Rgp1 guanyl-nucleotide exchange factor complex.